UGGGCGGACCCGGCCUGGAAACAAGAUUCCUUUGCACAGAUUUCAUGCUCUGACAGCCGGGCAUGAGAACUCCUGCAACAGUCUCAUACACUUCUGUUUCAGACCAUUAACUUGAAUAUUCACACAGAGCACAUCAGCACCCAGGGAUAUAUUUGCAAGAGGUUGGAGGAUACCGGGCUGGAUUAUUGAAAGAGCCUAAUAAGGUUUUUACUGAUUAGUAUCCCACCAUGUGGGCGACAAACCUGGUAGCCCUGCUCCUCCUGGCCACUUCGGCCUCAGCUGCCACCGCGGCUUCAGCAGACAAGGUCCUGAGUAACCAUGCCACCAUCCUUGCGGACAACAGCGCAAAACUGGCUUUCAGUCUGUACCAAAACAUGGCUAAGGAGAAGAAUGUGGAAAACAUCCUCAUUUCCCCUGUAGUGGUGGCCUCCUGUCUGGGUCUGGUGGCUCUUGGGGGUAAAGCCUCGACUGCCUCCCAGGUGAAAACCGUUCUGAAUGCGGCAAAGGUUAAAGACGAGCAGCUGCACUCGGGUCUGUCUGAGCUCCUGACGGAGGUGAGCGACCCAAAGACCCGAAAUGUCACCUGGAAGAUUAGCAACCGCCUGUACGGACCCAGCUCUGUCACCUUUGUGGAUGCUUUUGUGAAGAGCAGCAAAAAGCACUAUAACUGCGACCACUCCAAGAUAAACUUCCGAGACAAGAAGAGCGCUGUGAACUCCAUCAACGAGUGGGCAGCCAAGUCUACCGAUGGCAAGCUGCCCGAAGUCACCAAGGACGUGGAGAAGACUGAUGGGGCAAUGAUCAUCAAUGCUAUGUUUUUCAAACCUCACUGGGAUGAGCAGUUCCAUCAUAAGAUGGUGGACAAUCGUGGAUUCAUGGUGUCCCGUGGCUACACUGUGUCAGUACAGAUGAUGCACCGCACAGGUCUCUAUGACUUCUAUGAUGACAAAACCAAUAAGCUGAUCAUCAUGAGCAUGCCCCUGGCCCAUAAGAAGUCCACUGUGGUGUUCAUCAUGCCCCACCAUGUGGAAACCCUGGAGAGGCUGGAGAAGCUGCUGACCAAGGAGCAGCUCGAUAAGUGGAUGGGCAAGAUGCAGAAGACUGCAGUAGCCGUGUCUCUGCCCAAAGUCAGCAUGGAAGUCAGUCACAACCUGCAGAAACACCUCGGGGAGUUGGGCCUGACAGAGGCGGUGGACAAAUCCAAAGCGGACCUGUCCAACAUCUCUGGGAAGAAGGACCUCUACCUGUCCAGCGUAUUCCACGCCUCCGCCAUGGAAUGGGACACCGACGGAAACGAAAUCGACACCAGCGUCUUCGGCACAGACAAGCUGAAAAACCCUAAGCUGUUCUACGCCGACCACCCUUUCAUCUUCCUCGUGAAAGACCAGAAGACUAACUCCAUCCUGUUCAUUGGCAGGAUGGUCAGACCGAAGGGCGAAAAGAUGAGAGAUGAAUUGUAACCGCGUGUUGACCUGAGCAGCUAAAAAGUUAAAUCCCCUUACUGUACGUGCGACUGUAUAUUUUCUCCUGCAUCGGGCCGGGAGGAGUGAGAAGUGAAACGUUCAUUUGAACAAGUGCAAGUGCAUUCCUUAACGUUACAUGCCAGCCGCACACAAUACAUUCCACUACAUGACUGAAAAAAAAAAAUGUGUUUAAACAUUUUGUCCUAGUGAGCAAAGCAUUGUGCACAGCCGUCAUGUUUAUCUUGAAGACUAUUUGAUAUAACUACGUGGCUUUUCUUUAUGUAUUGGCAGAUCAAAUUAUGGACUGAAGACUUACAUUAAGUAUGCUUUCCAUGGUUCUCAGGAGAACCAGAAUACCUCUGUAACAUCAUCAUUAGUGUCAGCACAGUCAUUUCUGUUGUUAAGUCUUAACCAUAUUUGUAAAAAAAAAAAAAAAAAAAAGGUGUUCAACAAUCUUAUUUUUGGAGAGAUUUCAUGGUGCUUGCUGUUUAAUUUAACACAUUGUAUUUUAGUUUAUCAAGUAUGGCUACAUUGUAUUGGUUAAUUCCAAGGAUCUGCCUAUUCUUUGCACUGCUUUCUACCACAAGCACAUUUUUUUAACCUGCCUUGCUUUUUAUUGAUCUACCAUGAAUGCACUGGUGAAACACUGGCAAACAAACCAAAUUAUGGCUGGUUCAAUGAGGACUGUCUUGUUAACAACGUGUGCUCACACGUUUUUUUGCAAUUACAAAAUAUAAAUGUGACAGGUUUUUUUUUUGUAAUAAAGUUCUGAAAGAAAACCUAAAA
Molecule: messenger RNA, 2249 nt
Organism: Acanthopagrus latus (yellowfin seabream)
Lineage: Eukaryota; Metazoa; Chordata; Actinopteri; Spariformes; Sparidae
Gene: serpinh1a
Product: serpin peptidase inhibitor, clade H (heat shock protein 47), member 1a
Exons: 5
Coding region: 228-1460 (410 amino acids)
Biological process (GO): collagen fibril organization; negative regulation of endopeptidase activity
Cellular component (GO): endoplasmic reticulum
Molecular function (GO): serine-type endopeptidase inhibitor activity
Source: RefSeq, a predicted model, not a curated record